ACUUAACUUUAUAUUUUUACAAUUUUAUUUGUUAUCACGGUCUUAUCAAGCCUUAUAAUUCAUUCAUCAAUUUGAAGUUCUGGAUUUCAUGCUUCAAAUAUUUAUUAAUUAACUUCAUUUCUACAAUGUCUAAACAGAAUAUGGAAGUGGAAUUUUUGAAGUCUUAUCCUCAUCACAACAUGUUAAGUUACUGUGAAAAUAGGCCAAAAUAUAGACAAGGACGAAAACUUACAGCAAUUAAGGUUUACACGGUGAACGAUGAAUCUCAACAUUUGUUGAUCAGAGGAGUGCCAUCUGUCAAUUUACAUGAUGAAGUAGAAAAAUUAUGCAAGCGUUAUGGUAAUGUAUUAAGUAUUCGACAAGUGCAAUUUGAAGACCAAGAAGAAUUUACUCAUAGUUUUCAUGUGAUAUUUAUCCGGAUACAAUCUGCCAGAUUUGCAAAAAAACAAAUGGAUACAAAAAAUUUCUUUGGUGGUAUUUUACAUGUUUGCUAUGCACCUGAACUUGAAUCCAUUGAGCAAACUAGAUCAAAAUUACAGAUGAGAAUAAUGGAAGUUAAAAAACAUAUUCAUAAAAUUGGCUUAGAUCAUACCUAUAAGAAUGAAUCAUCUUCUGCAUUAUUACAACAUGACCUUUCUACCUCAUCUCACAAUUUACAAAGUUGUAGUUCUAAUUCUCAAAAACAUAAUCGUUGGCUUGAAGGAGGUCUUAAGUGUUCAUAUAUUAUACCAAAGACUGAUCCUUUAAACACUAAAAAAGAAACUACAAUAAAUAAAUCUAAUAUCAAAGAUUUGACUCCAUUAGAUUCGAGUAUGCUGAGAUUUGUUCCUAGACAAUUAAAUAUAGCCCCUCCAGAAUCCAAAAUAAAGAAGCCUAAUCGUAUUAUAUUCCAUUAAUAUAUCGGUGAUGGAUAAAUUUACAAUGUAUAUUAUGUAUAGAUUUUAUUAAUUUAUUAAUUUAUU
Messenger RNA from Melanaphis sacchari, 962 nucleotides. RefSeq names its product RNA-binding protein 48. Bases 126 to 896 code for a protein of 256 amino acids. The record is from RefSeq and is a predicted model, not a curated record. Gene Ontology annotation, molecular function: nucleic acid binding. The transcript is spliced from 6 exons. NCBI's taxonomy places the organism in Eukaryota, Metazoa, Arthropoda, Insecta, Hemiptera, Aphididae. Gene Ontology annotation, cellular component: nucleoplasm.